UUCUUUCUUUUCAAAAUGGCGGCGUCUGCGCCCCUGGAAAUUUUUCUCCCUGAAAGAAAAAGUUGUAAAAUUUCUAAAUUGAAAGUGAAAUCUGGCUCGAAAGUAUCAAAAGGAACUGUAUUGUUAUUCUAUAGAUCUGAAAAUGAAGAUAUCGGUGGUGAAGAGAAAGGACCUGAGCAGAAAUUGAAGUCUCAAGAUGUUGGAACUGUCAAAGAUAUCCUUGCAAAUGAAGGAGACGAAGUGAAACCAGGGUCAGUUGUCUUGAGGAUUGCAAGAUGUUCACAUCCCACUGUUAUGAAAGACAUGUGUGCAGAAUGUGGGGAAGAUUUGAGAAAGGAUGACGAUGACAAGCAGGCACCUGCAACCAAAGCAUCUGUUGCUAUGAUUCAUAGUAUUCCUGAACUCCAUGUCAGUAAAGAAGAAGCUGAUGUUCUUGCCAAGCUUGAUGAGGAUUCUCUGAUCAAGCAUAAAAAGCUGGUUCUUCUUGUUGAUCUGGAUCAGACAUUAAUCCACACUACACUUGAUGACGUCCCAGCAGAGAUGCCUGGGGUUCACCAUUUCCAGCUGAGGAAGGGUCCCAUGUUCCCUUGGUACCACACCCGGAUCAGGGAUAACUACCAACAGUUCCUGGACAUCAUCAGUCAGUUCUACCAGCUACAUAUAUUUACCAUGGGGGUUCGUCUCUAUGCUCAUACUAUAGCGGAGAUCAUUGACCCGGAUGGGAAAUUCUUCUCCCAUCGUAUCCUCUCCAGGGACGAGUGCUUUGACCCCAACUCAAAGAAAGCAAAUUUAAGGUCCAUAUUUCCUAGAGGUGACAAGAUGGUGUGUAUCAUCGACGAUAGGGAUGAUGUGUGGAACUUUGCUCCAAACCUGAUCCAGGUUCCUCCAUACCGCUUCUUUGAAGGCACCGGUGAUAUCAACUCGCCUCCAAACCUAAAUGAUCGCAACAAUGCCCCCGUGAAAAGGCCCAGGGAAUCACAGCAUAAGUUCUCGCCUCCCUCUCAGAAGGGAGAUGGUGAUGAUAGCCCGGGAGAUACGGGGAGUAAGGAAGGAAAGGGAGAAGUGAGUAAGGAGGCUAGUGAGGAAGAGAAGACCAUGGACAAGAACAAGGUGGUGGAUGAGAAAUCGGAGGUGUGCAGUUCAGAGGUGUCCUCAACCACCAAGGAUAGCGAGGAAGAAUCCAGUGACAAGUUAGACAAGGGACGUGGGAAGGAGGCAGGAGAGGGAGAUAUGAAAGGAUUAUCAAAGGAUGAAAUGGAAGAAGGCGAACUUGCCCAUGAAAAGGAGAGUGACAGUGAGAAGGUAACCACUACAGAUGGAACGGGCACAGAAGCGAUGUCACCUGUGGAAGAUCAGGAUGAAUACUUGCUCUACCUUGCAGACACGCUGACACGCAUUCAUAGGAAAUUCUUUGCACAAGUAGAUGCAAAUCCUCGGGAGCUCCCAGAUCUGAAAUCCAUUGUUCCUGCAAUGAGGAUGUCUGUUUUGAAAGGAUGUAACAUUGUCUUCAGCAGUGUGUUCCCCACUAAUAUGCCACCAGAACAGAGCAGAGUGUGGAAAGUGGCUCUUGCGCUAGGUGCUAAGGUCUCUCCUCAGAUUGUUACAAAGAGUAAAGAGGAACAGGCAAAAGGAAGGGCCACGACGCAUCUCGUCGCUGCCAAGGUUGGCACGUCGAAGGUCCACGCAGCCAAGCGCAGCAAAAGUAUCUUUAUUGUUGAACCCGAUUGGCUGUGGUGCUGUUGGGAGAGAUGGGAACGGGUGGAUGAGAGGCUCUUUCUUCUUGCCGAUGCCAGUAAACACGGCAGCAGAAGUAGCACCCCUGGCUUCAGUGACACAGAAAGUAAUGGAUCGCAGAAAGGAAAAGGUAAAGCCAAGGUGAGCACUAAUGGAAAUGCUGGCUCCACUGGGAUGCCAGGGCAAAGAACAAAGAGCAGACCUUUGAGCAUGUCGGAGGACUAUAAUCCAAUGUUUAGCUUCUCGUCAGAAGACCUUGCCAGUAUGGAUAAGGAAGUUGAGGACAUGUUUGGAAGCAGUAGUGGUGAAAGCAGUAGCAGUAGUAGCAGUGAGUCAGAGGAUGAUGAUCGGUCCAACCCAACAAGUCUGGGCAGCUUGACCAGACCGGCUUCCUCCUCAAGCGAUGAAAGCCUGACAGCAGAAAACCCCAGAGGAUGGAAGCGCAAGCGGGAAGAAAUGGAGGACAAUGACGAUGAUGUGAAUGAUUUUGACCCAUUUGCCAAUAGGCCUGCAGAGGACAGUAGCUCAAGUGCAGGGUUGAGUGAAGGAGAAGAAUGGUUCAGUGAGGAAGAAGGGCAGAAGAUGGCAAAUGCCAUUGAUGACUUACUGACAUACAAGAGAAGCGUCAGAAAAUGGGAUGAAGGUUGAUCAUGCCGGAUUUCAUUACCAAUGAGAGUUAGUUAUGAAUUAUGUGAUUCUAUUUACAAUAGUACUGCUAAUUAUGGUGUAUAAAGCACAAAGAUUUGCCCCUGUUCUUGAUUUGCUUUCCGUCCUUGAUAGCUCCUUUAUAAAUUGAGUUGAAUUGACUUCCCUGUAGGUUAGAAAAAUGACAAAAUGCAUGCUACAACAUGAUUUGUCACUCAAAGAACUUUCCUAAAAUUUAUAACAGAUCUUGACCUUCAAGUUAAUGCCAAUAUCAGCCUUUCCUUGUUGCAGUUUUUUCAUUGUCUUAUUACAUGUAGCGAUAACCAGAAAUCUAAAUACUGCUUUUGAAACCAACUUGCAUGUUGAUAUUAAAAAGACGGACCUAGAAGCACACAUUUUUUGCUAGUUCUAUUGUGAUUCAUGAAUGUGUAAUUACCAAUCUUCCAGCAUGAAUGCUGGAUUAAUUAGCAAGUUUCAAUACGGGUGAAUUGUACAUUUAACACUUUGUAUAUAAUGAAGUAGAGAGAUAAAUGUUUGUUGUUCACCAUUUGUCAAAACAGGAGAAAAAACCCUGUUCAUGAGCUUAAUUCUUUUUAGGUUAAUUUUGAGAUAUGGACCAAUAGUUGCUUGUGCUUUGUGAGCAUCGCAGCUCUCAAAGAGUUUUUAAAUCAUUAUUUGUGCAAACUUUGUGGAUUUCAACAUCAGACUUGAUUUGAGUCUAAUUCGAAUUCCUAAUGUAUUGUAUGUAAUAGAGUUGUGAAUUAUUUAUUGUGUCAAGUGUUAUUUUUUCGGCAAAAUGUUCUGGGGAGACAUAAUGUUACAUGUAGUCUGUUAAACUCGGUUAUCUUAUAAAGCUAACUCAUUAUUAGAUUUAUAUUGCCUCCAUUGACCAAUUCUGUAUUUUGCAUGUUUUUCAUGAUCUUCCUGUUAUUGUUAAUACAAGAAUGAUUUAAAUCAAAAGCAUCAGGAUGACAUUCUCAAAGUGUUGCUGCAAAUAAUUUACAAACUCCCUGAUAAAUUAAUGUCCCAAAAAACUCAUAGGGAUUUAUCAUGUGUAUAAAUGGGUACUAUGGGCUGAAAAAAAAAACAGAGUAAAAGUCCAUGACAAAAUUUUCAGUGAUAAGUAUUUGUUCAAAUUAAAUAAUUUUUCAGCCUGGACUACUGCUUUAAUCAAGAAAAUGAAAGCAAAAGGAGAAACCUAAAAGAUAACUUAAAAAGAGAUAGAAAAAAGGUUUCUUACCUAAUGCCUCACUCAUUUUGUCUAUCUCCUGUCGUGCUUCCUGUUUUCUCUGGCACUUUUUCCACCAAAACUUUAUAGAGCUAUAUUUCUUUUUUGUUGUGUAUAACGAGGGCUCCAUCCCAAAGUGUGUGCACUUUACUGGAUGAUUCAAUGCAUUUUCCAUUUUCAAGAUUGGUUUAAUACUUGAUAAAGCUCUUUUUGCAAAAAACAAAUUGUUGGUUUUACUGGUUUUAUUGAUUUAGUCAAGUUUAAAGAAAAGGCCCUUAUGUACAAUCUGACCUCAUUUAGUAGGCCUUGAUUUAUUGGGACAACUCCAUUAACUGGCCGUAGUAUCUCCUGUUCAUUUUAGCUAAAAGAUACAAGCCAAAAAUAAGAGUAACUUUUAUUAUUUCAUUUUCAUCUUGCACAAGCAAAAUGACAUCCGGAAUCAUCCAUAAUCCAAAGAAAACCGGGACCAUUCUUUGAAGUGUUACAACUGGUAACUUUGCCAUUAUGACAACUACCAUGGUAACAGGUCCUCAGCAGCCAAUCCUAGUUGGACAGACAAACUAAGUCGAACUGAAAGUUAUCCUAGAUGCUCAGAGGCAACAGAUAUUGAUUAUUCUGUUCAGAUUUUCUUCUUUAUUUCAUUAUGUUUUUGAUCCAUAUCAAGAAUGGCUCAAGCUUCUUCCAUGUGAAAGUCAAGAAUGACAAUGUACGUAAGAAUAAUAUCAAACCUUGCCAUUAUACUUUGUUAAUGUGUACAGUGUAUAUAUGAAUUUAGAGGUUCAGCUGUCGAGUCUGCUUUGUGCAAACUAGAUUACCAUAGAUACUGACACUUAUUUCAUAGUCCCCAAUUAUUAGGGUUUAGAUUCUGAAAUGCAAGACUGAUUGUUUUUUUUUAUUAGAAGGAAUAGAGUUUUGCAACUGAUAAUUACUAAAUAUAGUAUUUGAGGUAGAGUAAAUGUUUUUAGAAACCAUUUUCAAAGCAAUCAUUGAAGUUGGCAUUCCGGCCAAGAUCACACCUUUAUAUUGCUGUGUAUUGUUAACAUUAACUAUAGCUGUCCCUGCCAAUGCGCAACAAUUUUUUUUUUUUGGGGGGGGGCAUCAGUCAGUAUUGUGUACCGGUAGUAUGUUUGUAAUAGCUUGAUACAAAAUCAAAGCUGUAAGAGCUUGACUUGCAUCCAGAGGAUUAAUAGCAAAUCAAUAUCCACAAUCAAUAAAAAAAGAAUAAAACACUGCAACUUGAGAAGUAGGGCAAUUAAACUUGUGCUUCAAUGAUAAUUUAAAAGUUCUAUAACCGGAAAGUAAUUAGCAAAUAGGCCCUUGUGAAAUUUGAUGUAGUUUGCAAUGUAUUUUUUACGGCACUUUGCCAGGUAUGACUACUAUUGAGUGAGCAAGACAGUGCAUUCACAAGCCUAAUAAUAUGCAGUUGUGAGUUGUGAUUAAACCAUACAACCAUUACUAUAAUUUGUUUCUCAUAUUGGAUUAUGACUCGAUAAGAAAUUAAUUUACCCCGUACAAAAGAUUGCUGCGUGGACGACAUUGCAACUCACUGACUCAAGGCAUUACACCCAGAGGAGCAUUUCAUCCGACAAAUUGUCAGAUCUGACAACUUUCGUAGAUUUUGAUUGGCUGAGAAGCACUGUUACUAUGGUAACUGUCGGAUAAAAUAGACGUCUGACAAGUCCUUUCAUGAAUCACUACCCAUAUCCACAGUAUUAUGCAGCCCUUUCUCGUUAUUCGCCUUUCAAGGAAAAGUCACAUGAUGUCUUUGAUAAUAGUAAUUACCGGUAUCCAAGAAAAGCAAUGUUAAUAGCCACUUUUACAGUUCUAUGCAUACUGCUUUUUUUUAAAGGUAUUUCCAGAUUCUUUCAAAACAAUAGCAAAACCAAAGCCAUGCACUUAUUCUUUUGUAUUUUUGCAAGAAAAAAACAUUUGGGGCUUGUUCCAUGUGGUAACUUUGCCAUUAUGGUAAUUACCAUGGUAACAUGGCUCAGCAGUUUAUCAAAAGCACAGUUUCUUUUUAAUAAUGGCAAAGUUAAUAAUAAAUUUUGUAAAAUGGGUCACAGGUUUCAUUUGGUUCAUGGAGAUUUCAUAUUGAGUUCCUGGUGUUUUUAACAUUCAUUUUUGUUAUUAAAAGUUGAAUAUGUAUAUAUUGAAAUUCUAUUUGUAUAGACGGCAGUAAUUAAGGAUCAGUACAUAUCACAUCAAUAGUCUUUUCAAUAUUUGUGAUAAUGGCGAAGUUUUUUUGCUAGGUAAGCUAAUUGAAAUGCUCCUGCAUAGUAUGAAGUGUACAGAUGAUUAGAUUUUAUUAUAUUUUAGUACUACAUAUCAGCUUAUAUGA
Messenger RNA from Lytechinus variegatus (green sea urchin), 5945 nucleotides. RefSeq names its product RNA polymerase II subunit A C-terminal domain phosphatase-like (gene ctdp1). Gene Ontology annotation, cellular component: nucleus. The transcript is spliced from 6 exons. Gene Ontology annotation, molecular function: RNA polymerase II CTD heptapeptide repeat phosphatase activity. Lineage: Eukaryota; Metazoa; Echinodermata; Echinoidea; Temnopleuroida; Toxopneustidae. Bases 16 to 2382 code for a protein of 788 amino acids. The record is from RefSeq and is a predicted model, not a curated record.